Aaosphaeria arxii CBS 175.79 is the source of this 1325-nucleotide messenger RNA. RefSeq lists its product as uncharacterized. The record is from RefSeq and is a predicted model, not a curated record. The coding region runs from base 301 to 1074 and encodes 257 amino acids. NCBI's taxonomy places the organism in Eukaryota, Fungi, Ascomycota, Dothideomycetes, Pleosporales. Gene Ontology annotation, cellular component: endomembrane system; SNARE complex. Gene Ontology annotation, molecular function: SNARE binding; SNAP receptor activity. Gene Ontology annotation, biological process: vesicle fusion; intracellular protein transport. The transcript has 2 exons.
AUGGUGAUGGCAGACCCGCAUUACGCCGUACUGUGUACAUUUGGUCUAUUUCCAACCUCAUAUUAGUACAAUAUAAUAUGUAUAUUUCCUUUUUGUGACCUCCACAUAAUAAAUCCACAUCUUGGCAAGAGAAUCCAAGACAUUCGUUCCCGGCGAAACGCCAUACAAUCUGUCUAUAGUGCCCGUACUUCCAACCCCAAACCGGAUCUCCCAACCUCACCCAACUCAACUCAACUCCGCCUUCAACACCACCUCGCCUCCUUCCUCUCCCCAGUCCACGACCCUCAGAAUCCCAAAGCCAUGUCGUCGUCCAAUCCUCCCCAGCUCUUCCUCCUCGCCGACCACAUCAAACUCUCCCUCCUCGAACGGCAGCGCGCAAUCUCCCUAAACCUCUCCCCAAACUCCCAAGAUGUCCAGAUAUCGCGAUCGCUGGACUCCCUCCGCUCCGGCAUCGAAUCCCUCGAGUCGCAAGUCGAAGACAAACCAGACGACGCAAUAUCAUCCCAACUCCCGCGCCUCCGCAGCCAACUCUCGGAGCUAACUUCUCAAUUCACGACGACGACCACCUCACCCACCUCCCCAACCCUCACAUCCCCCAACGACCCCUCCCUCACCGCCGACUUCGCCGCCGCCCAGUCCAAGAAACCCCGCCCCUCCACCAAAUCCGUCCGCUUCACCGACAACACCUCCGACGAUGACGACCCCAACCGCGCAUCACUCUUCCCCUACCGCGACGACCCCUCCGACGCCUCACCAGACCACACCGACCUCUCGAACCAGCAGAUCCACGCCUACCACCAGGACGUGAUCCGCGACCAGGACGAGCAGCUCGACCGGCUGGGCGAAUCCAUCGGGCGCCAGCGCGAGCUCAGCAUGCAGAUUGGCGACGAGCUGGACGGGCAGGUGCUGCUGCUCGACGACGUGGAGGAGGGGGUGGAUAGGCAUGCGGGGCAGUUGAGGAGGGCGAGGGGGAGGUUGGAUAGGUUCUCGAGGAAGGCGAGGGAGAAUUGGAGUUUGAGUGUUAUUGUGGCGUUGAUUAUUAUUUUGGUGCUGUUGAUUGUGAUUACGAAGUGAGCGGGAGCGGGUUGUUGAAGGGAAAGGGGGGGUUUUUGUGGGCGUUUUUAAAAGGCAUGGUUGGGCGUUUAUAGAGGCGUUUUACGUGGUCGUCACUGUCCUUUCGAUACACAGAAGAUGGCACAGCGUCACAUAGUCACAUAUCUACAUAUCUAUCUUAGCCAGGCCAGCUAGCUAGCUACAGCUCGCGGUGCCUAUAUAUCUGCAUCUAUCUAUAAAUCUGACUUUCAUCUAUUGAUCACUCUACUUCG